AUGUAUUCUUAUUUUGAAAAUGGACAGAAAGGGUGCGAAAGUCUUGAUUUUUACUCAAACAUAAGUGAAGAAUUUAAACAAACUUAUCAGUUGUAUAAUCUUAAAGGAAUAUCUGAUAAAAUUCUAAAGGCUCUCUGUUUUAUAUAUAAUAGAAAAGGAAAUCGCCAAAAUAAUUUUGAUAAUGAAUAUUGUUCGUAUUUGUAUUAUUGGUUAGGUGAUAAGAUAUAUCCCAAAGUAAAUAAUAAAGCUGUGUUCUCAAGAAUUAUUAACAUGAUUUAUGAAGAGCUAUACAGGAGUAUUCCAGAAUAUUUUAUAGUGUGUCCAUUUGUCUAUGCCCCAAUAGAUAAAGUUAUUUUUAACAAGAAUAAGUUGCUGUUUGAUUAUUCUAAGGAUUACGUAAAUAUUGAGCUAGAUACUGCCCAUGACCUAACCACAUGUGAUGAAAAAUAUUAUAAUUACAUAAACCAAUAUAUUAGUACAUAUAAGGAAGCAUAUUCUGAUUGCUAUAAUGGAGAAGGGAAGAAUUUGGAUUGUAGUUAUUUUUCUACAUUAUUCAAAAUAGAACAUCACGAAAAAUUAUCCUCAUAUAAAUGUAUACAAUGUGAUAAGUGUAGAGAGUUUACAGAAGUAAAAAGAGGACCUGAAGAACAACCAUCUGCAUUAGCUAAACUUGUUCCUCAGGAUAGAGCAAGAACUUCAAAUAUAUAUCUCAAUAAAACAAGGGAUUCCGGUUUAUCCAGGAUUAACAUUUUAGAUAGUUCAGAAAAUACAGAAACAACUAAAACCAUUAAAAAAAAUUAUGCAACUGAAGGUAGACACUCAAAAACUCUUAUCGAUUCAGUUGUUGAGGAAUUAAGAGAUUCUCUUGCAGAAAAUCCUAGUUCAAAAGAUUUUUUUGUAGACACAAUGAGUUCUCAAAUG
This is a messenger RNA of Plasmodium cynomolgi strain B, 921 nucleotides long. Its product is annotated as CYIR protein. The transcript has a single exon. The record is from RefSeq and is a predicted model, not a curated record. NCBI's taxonomy places the organism in Eukaryota, Apicomplexa, Aconoidasida, Haemosporida, Plasmodiidae. The annotation marks the transcript as partial.